GCAGCCGCCCUUCCUGCCGGGACCCUGAAUCUCCAUGUUCAUCAUGCAGGAGAAGCUGCUGCAGAUCCUCUCGGAGCGCGCUCUAGAGUGCAAGCUCUUGGUCACCGCCGGCUGUGUCGUGGCUGCAGCGUCACUUGGUCUAAAAUGGAGAAAGAGACAGCAAAUCCGCAGGAGAAUGGAGGAAGAGAGGAAGAGGAGAGAGAAGAGCGUGCAGCAGAUGAGGAGAGCGCUGGAGACCUUCCAUAAACAGAAUCCCGGAGUGGACAGCAAGAAAAUCCUGGAGCUGACAUUACGGGAACUGACAGAGAAGCUGAAGGACGGGUCCCUGACCCCAGAGAUCAUCCUCUAUUCUUAUAUUGAAAAAGCUCUAGAAGUAAACGACAACUUGAAUUGUGUGACGGUUUUCCUGUCAGAUUGUGAGGCGCAGCUGAAGGGUCUGAGAGAUAAUAGGAUGAGGGGUCCCCUGUACGGAGUCCCGGUCUCUAUAAAGGAACAUGUUGGUUAUCAGGGCCACCCCUCUACCUGUGGUCUUGUGCAAUAUCUUGAUGUUCUGGAGAAGAAGGACAGCGUCAUUGUCAGCGUCUUGAAGAAGCAAGGAGCCAUUGUGUUUGCCAAGACUAAUGUUCCCCAGUCCUUGCUGUGCUAUGAGACCAGUAACCCGAUCUAUGGAAAGACAGUGAACCCCCAUAACAAAGACAAGGUGGCCGCAGGGUCUUCUGGGGGGGAAGGAGCGCUGAUUGCUGCUGGAGGAUCUGUUCUGGGCAUUGGAACUGACAUCGGUGGAAGCAUCCGUCUCCCGGCCAGCUUCUGCGGAAUUACCGGAUUUAAGCCAACUCCCAGUAGACUGAGCAUGUCCGGCGUCCGUCACUGCGUUGAUGGGAUGAAUUCAGGUAAUAGUUGUUUUGUCUUUUUAGCUGGAACCUCGAUGACCGGAUCAGGUUCCAGUAGGGAAGGCUCAGGGUCCAUGUAUAUCAUGUCCGUCUGGAUUGUGACCUUGUCAACAGUCAGUAUUGAGACAGUUGCAUCCAAUCGAUGACUCUAGGAGACACGUCAGACAGAUGCACUGCCAGGAACAUACAGGAGGAUAUUUCAACCACCACCAGAG
Bufo bufo (common toad) is the source of this 1105-nucleotide messenger RNA. RefSeq names its product vitamin D3 hydroxylase-associated protein-like. The record is from RefSeq and is a predicted model, not a curated record. The coding region runs from base 35 to 1036 and encodes 333 amino acids. NCBI's taxonomy places the organism in Eukaryota, Metazoa, Chordata, Amphibia, Anura, Bufonidae. Gene Ontology annotation, biological process: fatty acid catabolic process. Gene Ontology annotation, molecular function: amidase activity; fatty acid amide hydrolase activity. The transcript is spliced from 6 exons.